Messenger RNA from Stegodyphus dumicola, 1966 nucleotides. RefSeq names its product ATP-dependent RNA helicase DDX42. The record is from RefSeq and is a predicted model, not a curated record. Lineage: Eukaryota; Metazoa; Arthropoda; Arachnida; Araneae; Eresidae. Gene Ontology annotation, molecular function: RNA helicase activity; ATP binding; nucleic acid binding.
CAAACUUCUUCAAACACUGUUAGAGUCGUAGAUCGAAGCGCAUUUCAGUAAAAAAGCUAAAUUGAAAUUCAUAAUUUUAACAUUUAAAAAAAUUUCAUCUUGUUUUUAUAGAGUUAUUCAUUUCAUGUCAUAAAUAUCUUAUAAUUUUCUUAUAUUCAAGAUUUCAGGUAUUCAUAAUGUUUCAUAAAGGAGGUGAUGGCAAACCGAGAGGUUUUGGAUUUGGUGGUUUUGCAUUAGGCGGAAAAAAGCCAGAACAACCUGUAGCGCAUUCUCUUUCAGCAAUGCCUCCUCCAACAAUGGUGAAUAAACAUGGAUAUACUGGCCUUCAAGCAAUUACACAAAAUGCAUUAGAUGCUACCUAUGGUAUACCUCGUAAAAGGCCCAAAACAGAAGAAGAGUAUUUUGAACAAGAAGAUGAAGACGAAGUUCCUAAUAAUACUAACACGCUUGCAUAUAUCCCUGCACCUGGUAGCCCUGGUUUGGACUUGCAAAAUCAGGAUAAAGAUUCAGACAGUGAGGAAGACCCAUUAGAUGCAUUUAUGGCUGGAUUACAAGGGCAAGUUGAAAGAGAAAAUGAGCAUUUGGAAAAAAUGCAAAAAAAGAAGGAAGAAAUGAAAGGUAUACGGGAUGACAUUGAAAAUGAAGAUGAUGAAGAAUCAUAUUAUCGAUAUAUGGAAGAAAACCCUACAGCUGGUCAGGAGAAGGAAGAAAGUGAAGGAGAGUUGGAAUAUGAUGAGGAUGGCAAUCCUAUAGCACCUGCUAAAUCAAAGUACAUAGAUCCUUUGCCUCAAAUUGAUCAUUCAGAGAUUGAAUACCAUGACUUUGAAAAAAAUUUUUAUGAAGAGCAUGAAGAAAUUUUGAAGUUAUCACCAGAAGAAGUGGAGCAACUUCGAAAUAAAAUGGGAAUCAAAGUAUCUGGUGCUCUACCACCAAAAUUAGUCACAAGUUUUGCUCAUUUUGGUUUUGAUGAAAAACUGAUGAAAGCCAUAAGGAAGUCUGAAUAUACCCAACCUACUCCAAUACAAGCUCAGGGCAUACCAGCUGCUUUGUCUGGUAGGGAUGUAAUUGGGAUUGCAAAGACUGGAUCUGGAAAAACAGCAGCAUUUAUUUGGCCAUUACUUGUUCACAUAAUGGAUCAGAAAGAUCUAGAACCUGGAGAUGGCCCCAUUGGUUUGAUAUUAGCUCCAACUCGAGAACUUGCUCAACAGAUUUACACUGAGGCUAAGAAGUUUGGGAAAGUUUAUGGAAUAAAUGUGGUAUGCUGUUUUGGUGGUGGAAGUAAAUGGGAACAAACAAAAGCUCUUCAAGAAGGAGCUGAAAUUGUUGUUGCAACUCCAGGACGAAUGAUUGAUUUGAUCAAAGCAAAGGCAACAAAUUUGAAAAGAGUAACCUUUCUUGUUUUAGAUGAAGCUGAUCGAAUGUUUGAUAUGGGAUUUGAACCACAGGUUCGUUCAAUAUGUGAUCAUGUACGGCCUGACAGACAAACUUUGAUGUUUAGUGCUACUUUCAAGAAAAAGAUUGAGCGUUUAGCUCGUGAUGUUUUAACGGAUCCUGUACGAAUUAUUCAGGGUGAAUUGGGAGAAGCAAAUGAAGAUGUAACUCAGAUUGUUCUUGUUAUGCCUGCAGGACCUGCUAAGUGGGUUUGGUUAACUAGUAAACUUGUAGAACUUUUGUCAGCUGGCAGUGUCUUGAUAUUUGUCACCAAGAAAGUUAAUGCUGAAGAAUUGGCAAAUAAUCUGAAGUUAAAAGAAUGUGAAGUGGCUUUAUUGCAUGGUGAUAUUGACCAAAAUGAAAGGAGUAAAGUAAUUCUUUCCUUUAAGAAGAAAGAAGUUCCAGUACUUGUUGCAACUGAUGUUGCAGCUCGUGGUCUUGAUAUCACCCAUGUUAAAACAGUUGUGAAUUAUGAUAUUGCGAGAGAUAUUGACACUCAUACUCAUAGAAUUGGAAGAACUGGCCGUGCAGGUAG